GUACCACAUUCCAUGGCGUGCGGCUCAGUCUACCGGUGACUUGCGAUGAAGCGGAACCACCUUCUUGGAGUGUCUUGUUCGCGAGGAAGAUACCAAUAUCGGAAGUGACGAGAUUUAUUGGCUUUACGCGAUUGAAUCAAACGUUAAUCAAUCAACCCGUCCGUAGCCCGGGGGGUUGUGUUUAUGUUGACACAACCGUGCGGACAAACAGACGAUAGUGGAAAGAAAGGACUCUCGUGCCUUCGGGUCUGGUGGCAACGACAGGAUAAAAAAGUCACUAAUUGUGGUUGCUGGGCAAGCGGGCUAGUUGGGCCUUCGUGGCACCAUUCAACCAUCCAGUUGGUGUGUUUUGUGUGGCGAUUAGUUCUUUUUCAUCCGGUGUAGCGGGAACCUUUCAUGAUGUAGGAUGAUGCUUCAUCACCACUUACAGAAGUGAUUUAUCAACGGCACAAAAACGUAUCGAGCCACAUCGUUAUAUGAAGUGUGAAAGUGUAUGCAGAUUGUACGGCGGUUGAGUGGAGUAAUCCGUUAGACAUGGUCAGGCUUGAUCAGAACCAUUUUAGAUGAUUUUCGGUAAAAAGGGAAAAUAGUGUAUCUAAACAGGUUUCCACGAUCGGAAUUUACGAACAUUCCUGGUUUUUGUAUGGUCUGUGAUAACGGAUCGAACGCUUAAGUAGAAGGAGCUAAAAAAGCGAAGAGGAUACAAAUUGAAAAAUGCUUUCCAUUCUGUGGAUUACAACGACGCUGCUGACUGCGAGUUUUUGUGAUUCUCAGCAGCCGACAGCAGUUUCCCUUCCGAAGCCCGUCUGUGGUCAGGUAACGCUGAUGAUGGAUAACUGCUUCCACAACACCACCCCCCAGGUGUCCACCGAUAUCCUGUACUCGGUGAAAAUUCCGGAAACGGUUGAGGAAAUCGACAGCCGAUGCCGGGUUUUCUAUCGGGGCAUGGAUUGCAUCCAGAGCUACCUGAAUGCCUGCGUCGAAGGCAAGGACCGGCGAAUCAUCGAGAACGAGGUGUUCGGGGCGCAGAAGAUGUACGAUCAUCUCUGCAGGGACAAGUCCUUCCAGAACGAGUUUUUCAAACAUAAGGGUUGCUUUCGCCACGUGCACAGCGAUUGGGAUUCGUGCUCUCGCAAGUUCACCAACAUUCUGAAGGAGGAAAUGACCAGAACGACGCAACAGAGCUUCAAUGUGCAGUAUAUGCAUUUUUGUUGCGCCCGUUACGGUUACGAAAACUGUGUCUUCACCAGUGCCAAGUACAAGUGCAAGCCCGAGUCGGCCGUCUUUCUGCGGAAGAUUGCCAAACUGCUUUCCACGGAUCGGCACUUUCUCAACUGUGAUAAAAUCGAAAGCGAGAUCUGCUCGGGUGGUGGCCGGAGGAUUCACACUUCCCCGGUGCAGAUGGCCACUCUGGAACUGGUGCUUGCUGCGAUGGUGCUCCUGACGACUGCCCAGCUGGUGACGGCAUGGCGAUAAAAGGGUGCUGAUGGAAGUGAGCUCGGUUUUCAAAGUGUGACGACGGUUGAAAAUUCGCGAUCCGGUUUUGAGAUAUUUUUUGGUCUCGCUUAGGUAAGUGCUGAUAUAGGUUAAUGUGAUCGAAAUGUAUAUUGGAAAAUAUAUUUAAUUGAUGUUGCUGAUGCACGAAAACGAAUUGUAAAGAAAGAAUAGUAACUUCACAUGCUGAAUGACAUUGUUGCGAAACGGGGAAUGCCUGGAAGGUUUGUGUUUAGGAUAAGGAAUAUUGACGGAUUUUGUCUAAGCUGCUUGUCAGAUAUUGGCGGCAUUUUUGAAAGUCAGUAGAAAUUCUUCGGAUAUUAAAACCCUGAUUAGUUAGGCAACUUAAGUUUUAACAAGUGAUGGAGCAGGUACUAACUCGUUCUGUGACGAUUGAAGCAUUCUACUAAAAAGCCCUGAAUUAAUUUUCUAUGAACUUAACUUUGUGUUUUCGUUAGUCUUAGUUCACCUCAUGUGCUGUAUUUUGUUAUUCUGGAUAAUAAUGAACUAAAUGCCACCUAAUUCCAUGCUUUUAUUUUAUGUUUCCUCAAACCUAUCAUGUUGGAAUGGUAUAUUGUUUAUAAAGCAGGUUACUUAAAUUAUUGAUGUUCACCGCAUUCUAAAACUGUUAUGUGUUUCUAAUGACUUUGACCUAAUGCUUUUAGUAACUAGUAACUCAUCCUAGAUUUUGUAAGGGCGAUGCCAAAGUCGUAGAUUAACGGACUCAAAUUCCGUCUGAAAAUAAAAACGAGUUUGACCGUAUAAUGCCUAAAUUAGGAUCUAGCCUCGUGCAUAAUUUGAUUGUUAUUUAUGGCCCGCUAAAUGCAUUGUACAAUAAAAUCUUCAUGGUAGAAGUUAACUGUUAGUAAUAGAUGAAUUAAUCAUUUCCGAUGAAGGAUAUGAAUUCGAGAAAUAGUGUUUUACUGCAUAAGAACGAACAAUAUAUAGGAAGAAGUUCAAAGACCAUUUUUAUCUUCUAGCAAGAUAUUUGUCUCCGUCUGUCAAUUUCUAAAGCAUUGUUGAUUUAUCCAUUUGUGAACCAAUGCAUAGAAAAGCAUUUAAUUGAAGUU
Armigeres subalbatus is the source of this 2564-nucleotide messenger RNA. RefSeq lists its product as uncharacterized. Bases 715 to 1476 code for a protein of 253 amino acids. The record is from RefSeq and is a predicted model, not a curated record. NCBI's taxonomy places the organism in Eukaryota, Metazoa, Arthropoda, Insecta, Diptera, Culicidae. The transcript has 5 exons.